This is a messenger RNA of Choloepus didactylus (southern two-toed sloth), 2399 nucleotides long. Its product is annotated as coiled-coil domain-containing protein 126-like. The coding region runs from base 1301 to 1723 and encodes 140 amino acids. The record is from RefSeq and is a predicted model, not a curated record. NCBI's taxonomy places the organism in Eukaryota, Metazoa, Chordata, Mammalia, Pilosa, Megalonychidae. The transcript has 2 exons.
UUCACCCUUAUACCCAAAAGGAAAAAUGGACUUAGUUUUUAAAGUUUAUUAACGUUUUAUUAAAAAGCUGAAAUUAAAAAAAAAGAGAAAGAAAAAAAGAAAAAGAACUGUGUGUAGGAGGGCCGGGAAAAGCAAUUUUUUUGAAGCUGGAGAAGUACAAACGUAGUUUCCGUGCCUGGGUCUGUCAAUGCACCUUGCACUCAGGCUCCCCCUACUGGACAAUAGGCCCUAAACCAAGUCUUAAUUAUCUUCAUGUAUCAGUUUCUGAUGCAGUUGACAUCAUUUGUUGGAACAAUCAUUUCAAUUGAGUAUUUAUAAAUGUAUUUGGAAACAGAAUACUCGAUCCAUAAGAAAUAUGGGUUCUUUCAACUGAUAAAAUGGAGACUCAGAGAAAUAAAAAGGGACAUCAAGGUGGAAUUGGUUAGCUCUAGUUAUAAUUGUCAGUUGCCCAACACCAACUUUUCUCUUGCUACUUUCUUUAAAGUACCAAAUUUACCAAGCCCAUGUUUGCCCCCUUAGAAAACUGACUACACUCCCUUUUGACUGUUACAAUGGCAAAGAUAUUCCACUUGGUCAAUGCUUAUGUGCACAAAAGCGAAGAGAUACAUGACUAAACUGAUGUUUUCACUAAAUUGUUUGGUAGUAUUCAUUUAGGUUAAAUUAGGGCUAUACAAAGGGACUAAAGAACAUAAAGCCUAGGAAAUAAAUGAAAAUAUAGAUUUGGUAGUAUGUAUUUUUUUAACCUUUUUAUUAUAGUAACAAAUAUACAACUCAGAGUUUCCCACUUGAAUCACUUUCAAGAGUACAACUCCUUGGUAUUGAUUACAUUCAUGGUGGUAUACAGUUUUUAGUCCUUUUUUUGAGGCGCAAUCUAUAUGUUUCAACCACAGAAGAAAAUAAAUCAAGUGCAGCUCAAUCUACUCUUGGUGAAAGUAUCUCAGUACUUAACUGCUAUAUUUGCCUAUAAAAGGAUAAUGGGACCCUUAUCCCUGACUAUCUACCCACGACCUUCCUCCAUCCCAGCCUAGAGGCUGCUUUGCGACUGCGGGACGCAGCUGACGCGCGCUAAUCGGCUUCCCUGUGUCGCCCUGGCUAGGGAGCCAUGCAACGGCGGCGACUGUGAAGAGAAGCCCACAAGCAAGGUAAAGAGUUAACAGAGUUGGAGGCAACCUUGCUGAAGAUGAAGAAUAUAGAAUAUUAGAGGAGAGUGUUUUUUUCUUUUUCUUUUCAAAAACCUUGAUUGUUUGCUGACUUUCCUCUAGUAAUCACUCUUUGAUUGCGUCUGCUUGCUUCAUCAGAAAUGUUUUUUACAAUCUCAAGAAAAAAUAUGUCCCAGAAAUUGAGUUUGCUGUUGGUUGUAUUUGGACUCAUUUGGGGAUUGAUGUUAUUGCACUAUACUUUUCAACAACCAAGACAUCAAAGCAGUGUUAAGUUACGUGAACAAAUACUAGAUUUAAGCAAAAGAUAUGUUAAAGCUCUAGCAGAGGAAAAUAAGAACACCAUGGAUGUCGAGAAUGGUGCUUCUAUGGCUGGAUAUGCGGACCUGAAAAGAACAAUUGCUGUCCUUUUGGAUGACACUUUACAACGCUUAGUGAAGCUGGAGAACAAGGUUGACUACAUUGUUGUGAAUGGCUCAGCAACCAACACUACCAAUGGUGCUAGUGGGAAUUUGGUGCCAGUAACCACAAAUAAAGUAAUAAAUGCCUCAGGCAGCAUUAGAUAGCAGUUGAAGAUCACCCGGUGCUGCUACAUCCACCAUGGAUUAUAUCCUAUGGCAGAAAAGCUUUUUAAUUGCUGGUUAGGACAGAGUGUUAUUUAUAAUAAAAGCUCUAAGCAUUUUUAAGGAGUGUACUGGAUUCAUGGAACUCUAAUUUUGUAUAUAAAAUUUUAAAAGUUAUUAGUUUGUUUUCAGGCAAGUCUAUCCAAUGCUGUACUAUAUCUUAAAGGGAAUUCAGUAACAUGGUUGAUGUAGUAAGCAGGUAGGUUAUGUUUGUAUAAACCUUUUUUUGUGUUUGAGUUCAAGCUGAAACAGAAACACUGAAAGACAUGGGUUCAUUUCUAUAACAUAUUUAAGUAUAAAAUGUUUUUCAGACAAGUGGAGAAUAUUGUUGUUAAAUCAUUCUGUCAUUUGUUCUCAAUAGAUGUAGCUAUUAGACUAAUGCUAUUAGAAAAUGUGCUUACUUCCUGUACUAUAUUUUGUUACUCAGAUUAUGAGCAGAGAAAGGAAGAAUAAUGCUGAAAAUAAUGUUUUGAAAUCAUGACCCAAAGAAUGUUGUCAUUUGCACUACCUUUCAAAAUAACUGAAGGUAUCACUGAGGCAGUAAGUCAGAUAAUCUCUGGAUGGGUUGCUGAUCAAGACUGGAUCAAGAAAUAUCAUUACCACAAGUCUUACCUCAUCC